Messenger RNA from Candida dubliniensis CD36, 810 nucleotides. RefSeq names its product DNA-directed RNA polymerase II subunit (gene RPB4). The record is from RefSeq and is a predicted model, not a curated record. NCBI's taxonomy places the organism in Eukaryota, Fungi, Ascomycota, Pichiomycetes, Serinales, Debaryomycetaceae. The coding region runs from base 1 to 810 and encodes 269 amino acids. Gene Ontology annotation, cellular component: P-body; RNA polymerase II, core complex. Gene Ontology annotation, biological process: nuclear-transcribed mRNA catabolic process, deadenylation-dependent decay; transcription initiation at RNA polymerase II promoter; positive regulation of translational initiation. Gene Ontology annotation, molecular function: nucleotide binding; translation initiation factor binding. The transcript has a single exon.
AUGAAUGUAUCAACUAGUGCAUUAGGAGUAAGAAGAAGAAAAGUAGCAACUCAAAAUAUUGAUGAUGAAGAAAAUGCUGCGGUAUUAAAAUUAGGACCAGAAUUUCAACUAAAUCAAAUUACUAAUGAUGGAGAACAACAACAAUUAAUUGCAUUAAAUUUAUCUGAAGCAAGAUUAUUAAUUCGAGCAGCAUUAAAAGAAAGAAAACAUAAUAAAAAUAAAAAUAAGAAAAAGAAAAGUAAUAAUAAUAAUAAUAUUAAUAAUAAAAGUCGUUUGAAUGGGAAUGGAAGUAAUGAUAUUAAUAAUAAUGGCAGUGGGAAUGGAAAUGGAGAUAUCACAAAUGAUGGGAAUAAUAUAAGUAAUAAUGAUACUAAUACUAAUACUAAUACGAAUGAAGACAACAUAAAUGGAGAUAAAGGAAAUAAUGAAAAGGAAGAAGAUGAAGACGAUGAUGACGACGACGACGAUGAUGAUGAUGAUGAUGAAAAUUCAAAAGAAGAUGAAAUAUCAAAUAUGGAAUUAGCAGGACCAAAUUCAAAUGAAAUUGUUCAUAAAACAUUAAAUUUUUUAACUAAUUUUGCUAGAUUUAAAAAUCGAUCAAGUUGUGAAACCGUUGAAAAAUUAUUAAAUGAUUUUAGUGAUCAUUGUAAUGAAUCAUUACAUCCAUUUGAAUUAGCUCAAUUAGGUACAUUAGAAUGUGAAGACCCUGAGGAGGCAAAAUCUUUAAUACCUAGUUUACAAAAUAAAGUAUCAGAUGUACAAUUACAAACUUUAUUAACUGAAUUAAGAAAAUAUCAAACAUUAUCAUAA